Messenger RNA from Tigriopus californicus, 2014 nucleotides. RefSeq names its product proton channel OtopLc-like. Gene Ontology annotation, molecular function: proton channel activity. The coding region runs from base 23 to 1876 and encodes 617 amino acids. Gene Ontology annotation, cellular component: membrane. The record is from RefSeq and is a predicted model, not a curated record. Gene Ontology annotation, biological process: proton transmembrane transport. The transcript has 10 exons. Lineage: Eukaryota; Metazoa; Arthropoda; Copepoda; Harpacticoida; Harpacticidae.
CUUGUGGGUAACUCUGAGCUCUAUGUAUGGGAAAUUCCUGGUCCUCUUGAUGUUGGCCUUUUGUCUUAUUGAAGUCAUGGACAAUAACAUCCGACCCCUGGCCUUUCAGGGAAUCUACAUGAUGUAUUUGUACAUUGGUAGUAUUGUGGCCAUCAUGUGCAUUUACAUCACCGUUCUUUUGGAUAAUUGCCCAUCCUUGACCAGAUCAAACAAGGCUGACCAGGUACAAAACUCCAAGGGCAAAAUCGAUCCGGAAACAGGAUCCGUGGCCAGCUUUGGAACUCUACGCCGAGCCCAUAUUGACAGGAAGAAGGUGUCCAGAACAAGUUUCUACUUGAGAGUUGGCGCAUUGGUCUUUGGUUUGGGCACCCUCAUUUUCACCGGACUUGAGAUCGCUAUGCACGCCACUAUGGAAAAUACUUGUGUGGACGAUAUCUUAAUCGCUCAUCCCGUUCUCCAAGCCCUUUUCACUUUCCUCCAAAUGCAUUUUCUUUUCGUCAACUCUCAGGUCAUCGUUGAGAGAUUUGGUUUGUUCGCUCGAUUUGGCUUCAUGCACCUCGUGGCCACCAAUCUGUGUCUCUGGAUCCGAACCAUCAUUUGGGAAUCGGCCAAUGAGUGGAUUCAUCACAUUUAUCGAGACAACGAGCAGAAUCGCCUCUUGCUCACGGGAGGUGGCGACGUGUUUGCUAGUUCCACGAAGAUACGAGAAACUCCUCUGGCUUUGGGUCUCCGAGCAGGAACGGUUAACUAUGGUCCCUAUACGAAUAACUACUUCACUGAUCGGAGCUUUACAAAUGUCGAUGACAACGAAUACGAAUACGUGGACAACUCUUUCGGACAAGGCAGCGCUCCUUUGGGUGAAAUUCAGGCCCCGCCUUCUGCAGCUCAAUUUGGAACAUUUUGCAAUAAUUCUUCUCUGCCGAUCGCAAAAGAGCAUCUAAAGUACGUGAUUUCACUCUACCAGUGCUUCAACGAUAAUGCCCUGGGAAAAUUGUGGACUUCGUCAAUGCCCUACUUGUUUCCAUUCAUUAUUGAAUACAGGAUUAAGGUGGAACUUCAUUUCAGUCUGAUCGCAGCCGCCGUAACCUACAUCAUGUGGAAGAAUGUGGGCAAUGAUAAGAUCCAACGAGUGGAGGGCAAAAAGAUCAAAGACGAGGAAGAUAGCGCCAAAAAGCGACGGGGCUACUGGCGAGUAGAUUGCCAAAGCGCCAGCAAAGGCCUUUUCUUGGGCCUCUUGUGUCUGGUGGGCGGUAUCAUCAUCCUGAUUAUCUUCUUUGUGAUGAAGGACAAUGCGGAAUUCAGUGAGGAGAUGUUUUGGAUCUUUGUUGGCAUGGAAAUCGCUAUUUUGGGUCUGGCCAUUCUCGGGUGUUUGGGUGGGUUUGUCCAGAUGCAAAAGCUGUCUCAUAGUUUCCACAAACCCUAUGACUUGGAUAACCUGCUCUCAUCGGUGACCGUUGUUGGGGCGUAUGUCUACGCCAUUUUUAGUAUGAUCGCCGCCGGUAUGGACAUUCAAAACCAAAAGCACAUGGUUGUUUUCAUUCAGAAUGGACUCCUGUUGAUUCAGGUCACACUCCAAGGAUUGAUCAUGACCGAGGCCGGCAGAAGGAUCUGUUCGACACGAAUGCAACAAUAUGUGAAACCGGGCCGACAAUUGAUCACGUUCCUUCUCUUUGCCAACAUCACCCUUUGGAUUAUAGAUACUUUUAUGACUCACAGCUGGAUCACGCAAGGAGUCCAGCUUCAGUUUUACGGACUUCUGGCUUGGGGUAUCAUUUCCCGGAUCAGUAUACCUCUACUUGUUUUCUACCGGUUCCAUUCUUGCGUGGUUCUGGUGGAAAUUUGGAAGAACACUUACCGCACCAAGGAGUCCUUCUGAGGCUUGUGUGGACCUACAGCUAGCCAACUGCUCGCCUGCAUUCCUUGUUUGUGUCAUGAAAACAGUCGCCAUUCCCGUCGCCUAGUAGCUCAAAAGAGCCCUUCCACUUCCAACGAAUUUAUUUACACCGAACCCGCC